Colletotrichum fioriniae is the source of this 477-nucleotide messenger RNA. The record is from RefSeq and is a predicted model, not a curated record. Lineage: Eukaryota; Fungi; Ascomycota; Sordariomycetes; Glomerellales; Glomerellaceae.
AUGUCGACUUCCGAAAAGGAUAUCAAGAACGGCGCUGCCGUCGACCCCUCAAUCGAGGUUGAGUACGCCAGCGACCCCGACAGAGCCGGCUUCGACCAGGCUGCUACCAAAAGACUUCUACGCAAGAUCGACUGGACUCUGAUUCCUUUCCUUGCCUUGCUAUACCUGCUGUCCUUCCUGGACCGCACCAACAUUGGCAAUGCUCGUCUCGCAGGUCUCGAGAAGGACCUGGGCAUGCAGGGCCUCGACUACAACGUCGCUCUCUCAGUCUUCUUCCCCUGGUAUGUCGCUGCCGAGAUUCCCUCCAAUUUGGCCAUGAAGCGCUUCCGCCCUUCAAUCUGGAUCCCCUGCAUCAUGGUCGCCUGGGGUAUUUGCUGUACCCUCAUGGGCCUCGUUCAUAACUACGCCGGACUCUUGGCUGCUCGCAUGGCUCUUGGUCUUGCUGAGGGUGGUCUCUUCCCCGGUAUCACCUACUAG